Acipenser ruthenus (sterlet) is the source of this 2361-nucleotide messenger RNA. Its product is annotated as beta-1,3-galactosyltransferase 1. The record is from RefSeq and is a predicted model, not a curated record. The transcript is spliced from 4 exons. The coding region runs from base 749 to 1732 and encodes 327 amino acids. Lineage: Eukaryota; Metazoa; Chordata; Actinopteri; Acipenseriformes; Acipenseridae. Gene Ontology annotation, cellular component: membrane. Gene Ontology annotation, molecular function: N-acetyl-beta-D-glucosaminide beta-(1,3)-galactosyltransferase activity.
GAACAAUGAUAUACUGAAUAGCGAGUUAUCUCGUUUGCAUAGAGACAGUCUACCGUGCUGCACAUGCCUGCCCCAUUUCUUAGACGGAUUGGCUAUGAUGCUGAAUGUUGUGACUCUGAUUGGACAGCUUCCUUGUCAAACUUAGCCUAUGCGCCGCUAUCAUGCUUCUUUGAGACCAAUAUAGUCUCUAGUCCAGAGAUGCUGAUUUGGGGACACUCGUAACAUCAGAGCCACACCAGUAGUGUCUGCGGGAUGGUAACAAUAAUCAAUCCGGAACAUAUGCAGUAGGGGGGUUCCGUCGCUGAGGAUACCCGACAUACAGGAGGGGGGUCACCGUAUUUGAGGUGACCUAACAUACAAAGCAGGGCACCGUCGUUGAGGUUACCCGACAUACGAAGAGGCACGCGAACCGGAAAGAAAACAAGAAGUUAGUAGUUGUUAGAACAUAUUGAGCAGGAAAUAGUUUGAAGAAGGAGGCCGCAGAUCUGGAUAAGAGCCAGACAUUCGGGUUAGCUUUAAAUGGAGAAACAGAUGGAUUCUGAAUCUUCAAAGCAGGCCUUUAUGUCAUUAUAAAAAUGACUGUCCUGUAUAAAAAAAGCUCCUCAGACUGAACCAUGAACCAUCAUCGUUAUUGGCUUUUAAUGUCAAACGUGCAGUCUGAACAGCAUAAUGCUGUUUGAAAAAACAUCACUAAUAGGAAGAAAGCUAUUUCAAAUUCAAUACACUAGAUAGAAGUAAAUGCAACAUAAUGCCUUCAAAGGUCUCAUGCUUAUAUGUUUUGACAGUUGUUUGCUGGGCAAGUGCGCUCUGGUACUUAAGUGUAACCCGCCAAUCAUCUUCAUAUGUAGGCCAUACAUCAAUUAGUCAAAGACAGGUAGUGAAGAAAAGAAACAUAACUUUCAACAACAUUCGAACUCGCCCUUUGAAUCCGCAUUCCUUUGAAUUUCUCAUAAAUGAGCCUAAAAAAUGUGAAGCCAACACUCCCUUUCUGGUUAUCCUCAUUAGCACGACGCACAAAGAGUUUGAUGCCAGGCAAGCCAUCCGAGAGACUUGGGGGGACGAAAAUAAUUGUAAUGACAUCAAAAUCAUCACGUUGUUUCUUCUUGGCCAAAAUACAGACCCUGUUUUAAAUCAAAUGGUAGAACAGGAGAGCCAAAUUUUCCAUGACAUCGUUGUGGAAGACUUUAUAGAUUCUUACCAUAAUCUUACCCUAAAAACAUUAAUGGGCAUGAGGUGGGUGACCACUUUUUGCCCAAAGGCGAAGUAUGUCAUGAAAACAGACAGUGAUAUUUUUGUAAAUAUGGAUAAUCUGGUCUACAAACUACUGAAGCCAACAACAAAGCCAAGAAGAAGAUACUUCACUGGCUACGUCAUCAACGGAGGCCCUAUCAGGGAUGUUCGCAGUAAAUGGUACAUGCCCAGGGAUUUAUACCCUGAAAAUAAGUACCCACCCUUCUGUUCCGGCACUGGUUAUGUGUUUUCUACAGACGUUGCAGAACUCAUUUACAAAACCUCACUUCACACCACGCUGCUCCACCUUGAGGAUGUCUACGUCGGCAUGUGUAUGCGCAAAUUGGGCAUCCACCCGUUUCAAAACAGUGGCUUCAAUCACUGGAAAAUGGCUUACAGCCUGUGUAGAUACCGAAGAGUUAUCACAGUGCACCAGAUCUCUCCUGAAGAAAUGCAUCGGAUUUGGAACGACAUGUCAAGCAAGAAGCAUCUCAGAUGUUAAUGCUGUACCUGUUUAAAGAUAUAUUAUAAUUUAUUUAUUUGAGUUUAAUGCUCAAGUAAUAAGGCGGCCCAUCUAGUAAUUUAUACAUAUCACUCUGUUCCCAGCAGUUACGGGUUUUGGACAUUUUUAUCAUAACGCUGAAUGUGUUUACUGAUAUUUAGCUUUGGAGGGAGUUAAUGAACAGAUAUGGUUCCAUAUGUGCAUGUGUACGUUUAAAUAAACAUGACACUGAUGUAUAUUUUACAAAAUGUUUUAUUUAUUUAUUAGUGUCUUGAAACUAUUAGUCACUUGGCAAACCAAUAGAAGUCAGCGAUAAUGAUAUAUAGGUAAGUUGUUGCACAUUGUAUUUCAUCAAACAACACUAAAGAAGGUUAAAUUAAAAUAUAUAGUCAAGCAGGAAAUAAUGUAAAGCAUUUUGAUUGACAGUGAACUAUUUAUUUGUAGGAGCAACACUCCUAAGCAAAAACUGAAGUUUAUUAUGGUCAAUUGCUGUUCUGCUGCUACUUUGCACCGAAAAAGAUACAUGUAGAAAGUGUUUGUUCAUUGAUUGAUUAUGCUUCAGCUAAUUAAUCGCCAGCAAGUACAUGUCUUAAAGAUGUGCAAAAUUAAUUAUAUGUAAAAUUCCUAAA